Messenger RNA from Hyaena hyaena (striped hyena), 1979 nucleotides. RefSeq names its product dihydrouridine synthase 2 (gene DUS2). The transcript is spliced from 16 exons. Gene Ontology annotation, cellular component: cytoplasm. The record is from RefSeq and is a predicted model, not a curated record. Bases 155 to 1636 code for a protein of 493 amino acids. Gene Ontology annotation, biological process: tRNA dihydrouridine synthesis. Lineage: Eukaryota; Metazoa; Chordata; Mammalia; Carnivora; Hyaenidae. Gene Ontology annotation, molecular function: tRNA dihydrouridine synthase activity; tRNA binding; flavin adenine dinucleotide binding.
UGUAGGAGAGGCGCACGACAAUGACGUCACGGGCGCGCUAGGCCUCGGGGACGGUGUCUGGUGUGGCUCAGUAAGGCUUGCGGAGUUGGCGAACCGUGAGGAAGGAGGGAGAAACUGUAAAGUUCAGCUGUGGUGAGGCAGUAGCAGAGGAGAAAUGAUUGAACACAGCCUGUCACUGUGCUACCACAACAAACUCAUCUUAGCCCCUAUGGUUCGGGUAGGCACUCUCCCAAUGCGGCUGCUGGCCCUGGACUAUGGAGCAGACAUUGUGUACUGUGAGGAGCUGAUUGACCUCAAGAUGCUUCAGUGCAAGAGAGUUGUUAAUGAGGUGCUGAGCACGGUGGACUUUGUUGCCCCUGAUGACCGAGUAGUCUUCCGCACCUGCAAAAGAGAACAGAGCAGGGUUGUCUUCCAGAUGGGGACUUCAGAUGCAGAGCGAGCCCUUGCUGUGGCCAGACUUGUGGAAAAUGAUGUGGCUGGGAUUGAUGUCAACAUGGGCUGUCCAAAAGAGUAUUCCACCAAGGGAGGAAUGGGAGCUGCUCUGCUAUCAGACCCUGACAAGAUUGAGAAGAUCCUCAGCACUCUUGUUAAAGGGACUCGCAGACCUGUGACCUGCAAGAUUCGCAUCCUGCCCUCGCUGGAAGAUACCCUGAGCCUUGUGAAGCGGAUAGAAAGGACUGGCAUUGCUGCCAUUGCAGUUCAUGGGAGAAAACGGGAGGAAAGACCUCAGCACCCUGUAAGCUGUGAAGCCAUCAGAGCCAUUGCUGAAACCCUCUCCAUUCCUGUCAUAGCCAACGGAGGAUCUCAUGACCACAUCCAAGAAUAUUUGGACAUAGAGGACUUUCGACAAGCCACAGCAGCCUCUUCAGUGAUGGUGGCCCGAGCUGCCAUGUGGAACCCAUCCAUCUUCCUCAAGGAAGGUCUGCGACCCCUGGAGGAGGUCAUGCAGAAGUACAUCCGAUAUGCCGUGCAGUAUGAAAACCACUACACCAAUACCAAGUACUGCCUGUGCCAGAUGCUACGAGAACAGUUGGAGUCGCCCCAGGGAAGGUUGCUCCAUGCUGCCCAAUCUUCCCAGGAAAUUUGUGAGGCCUUUGGCCUUGGUGCCUUCUAUGAGGAGAAGACACGAGAGCUGAAUGCCCGGCGGGCUGAAUUCUUAGCCAGGACCCCAGAGGCAGCGGGAGAGCCAGCUGAAGACAUCUCUGGUGUCAUUAAGAUGGCUGUCAAGUUUGACCGGAGAGCAUACUCACCCCAGAUCACCCCCAAGAUGUGUCUGCUGGAGUGGUGCCGGAGGGAGAAGUUGGCGCAGCCUGUGUAUGACACGGUUCAGCGCCCCUUGGAUCGCCUCUUCUGCUCUAUUGUGACUGUUGCUGAGCAAAAGUACCAGUCCACCUUGUGGGACAAGUCUAAGAAAUUGGCAGAGCAGGCUGCAGCCAUCGUCUGUCUGCGGAGCCGGGGCCUCCCUGAAGGUCGGCUGGGUGAAGAGAGCCCUUCCUUGCAGAAGCGCAAACGGGAAGCCCCUGACCAAGAUCCUGGGGGUCCCAGAGCUCAGGAGCCAACAGUGCCUGGGAAGCUGUGCAAGAAACCCUUUGUGGCCUUGGGAAGUGGUGAAGAGAGCCCCCUGGAAGGCUGGUGACCAUUGUCCCUACCUUGGCCACCCCGUCUAGGGGCCUGGUCAUAAGUUGGCUGUAGGUGCAAAGCAUGAACCAGAUGCCAUUGGACAGUUUGUUGACUGUUCCUGGCAGGAGUUAAGAGGUCCUGGCCUGGGCUAUCAGCCUGAACCAAAGGGUUCCUAGGGUACACAUCUUCCUUGAUGGGUCUGAGUAGCAGGGCCAAGUUCCCAGUGACGUCAGUAUUUUCUUUGAAAACAGGAACUUUUUGGGUGGCACCUCCUCAACCUGACAUUGGUACAGUGCAAUAAAGACACCUCUACCCUUACCCGUGGCUGCCUGCUUCAGCCCCGGGCAUUGUCACGCACA